AUGGAUUCUGCUUACAGUCGGUUCGAUUCAUAUGACUUCGAGGUGGAUCCGAAUUUCCAGAGUGGUUUGAAGAGUCUUCAGGCUUCCAGCGAGGAAACUGUUUUGGGGAUUAAAUUAUUCUUUUACAAUCGGUACGUGCUGCUGCUGACAUCUUAUUUUACCAAGCAUAUACAUGAUCACUAAAUGGGGAAUAAAUAGUACUUUAUUUGUUUAUUAUUAAAUAGUGGGCUCAACAACAAAAAUGUAAACAAUUGAGAUAGUGGGGCACCCACACUGCCACUCAGCCAGGUAUGUACAGAACUGACUGAUUAGGCGCCGCCAAACGUCACAUCGAUAGCUAAUAUGCCGGGCAAAUGUAAAUUCAAUCCAGCCUGCAGAAUAUUGAUGUUUAUUAAUGGUUUUGCCAGACCCAACCAGGGAUGUAGUAGAGGGUAAACGCCGUGGUGAGUCAGGCUACAAUGAAGGAGGCAAAGGAGAUACACAGCGAGAGGAAGCAUUGAAGCAAGUAGGGAGAAAGGUUAGUAGUACAGUGGUUCUCAAAUUUGGGGUCCAGGACCCAUGUGUGUCCCCUAAAAUGUAAAUAGUGUCCCCAGAGAGAAUCUUAAAUCUUAUCAAACACAUUAAUAACUUGUUUCUCUUCAAAUGGGUAUAGAAUACAACAUUUUAGAUUCAACUAAGGGCCUUGUGUGUUGGGACAGCCUGUGGGAGCUCAACUUUAGUGAAACAUAAAGACAAUUUAAACACAAAGAGAAUCUAAUAUUAUGUACAAAAAUAUAAACGCAACAAUUUUCAAAGAUUUUACUGAGUUACAGUUCAUAUAAGGAAAUCAGUCAACAUCAUCAGUACUGACUUACCACUCAUGUAUGUAGUAAAUAAGUAGUGAAACGUAUUAUUAAGUAGAACUUGUAAGGUAGUGAUGAAUAGUAAGUUCGUGUUUUUUUUUAGGUUGUGGCGAUAUACUGCCAUCUGGUGGCGACUAGAAACAAUUGCAUAUAGGAACUAUUACAAAUUGAUGGUCCUUGAAAAUAAAUAUUAGCGCUUGAAAAGUACUUGAAAGUCAUUGAAUUUGGCUUGCCACUGUCUGUACGAACCCUGUAGUGGGAUGAUAUAUUUAAUUAGAACAAAUUUACUUUUUAUUUUCAAGAGGAUCAUUUGUUUACAAGUCUCCCAAUAGGAGGUCCUUAGUUUUUGGGUUGACAAGUACAACAGCUGUACUCUCCUCUGUAAGCCAUUUUUUCCCCCCGAAAACCAAAGGGUAUUGAAAUGACCAUGGCUAUACAUCUUACAGAUUGUGACUAUUUGUUUGUUUUUCACAUUCUUCAUUGUAUUUAUCCUUGCCAGGUUUGUCGAGCCCAUUGACUUGGAUGGGUAUAAACAAUGGCGUGUAAGUUCUACUGCCCUGUCCUCGACAUCCUCCACGGGUGACAACGUUGAACAGUUGGAGAAGUUCAACCACUUGACUAUUGCAGAUUCAAAUUCUGGUGUUUGUGAAAGUACCACUGGUGGGACGUCAGCGAACACAGAUGCACCCCUAUCAUUUGAGGAAGUGAUCCGGCUAGUCCAAGCAGGAGAGGAGGUCCCAGGCCUGUCAAAGCUGGACAUAAAACCUAAUAACCAAACUCCAACUCCCUCGCAGAUGGAGAGGAGGCCUAAACCCUGGGAGAACUCUUAG
Molecule: messenger RNA, 1672 nt
Organism: Coregonus sp. 'balchen'
Lineage: Eukaryota; Metazoa; Chordata; Actinopteri; Salmoniformes; Salmonidae
Source: the annotation of a GenBank genome assembly